UAAGCUCUAAGUCACGUCAUGGCGGCAUUAAGCCAGGAGACAGAUGGUCCCAGAUCCACCAUGCCGGCUGAACUGCACCAUCCCCACUCGCAGUUCUCUCUGUGGAAGUUCAAACUGUUCAGGGUGAAGUCUAUGGAGAAAGCCCCUUUGCCUGGAGAGACACAGCCUGAAAAAGGAUCCUCAUUGGGGAUCUCAACUCCUGCAGCUCCAAAUAUAGACCUAAAUGAUCGUGCGGGUCCGGAGAGUGUUAUGAAAUUGUGCCUGGGGGGAAAAAGCAAGGAAAAUGUGGAGGGCCCUGGAAGGAGAGUAGAUAUCAAACUGCAGGAAAUGGACACCCACAUGAACCACCUAAGGAGCCUGUGCCGUCUCUGUGGAGCAACCUUGUGGAAAGUCAAAGGACCAGUGCACGACGUUCAUGGAAAUCUGGAUGAAGUAACCAAACUUUCCCUGCGUAAAAUGGGCUGCAAGUUCAGAGGCUGGCCAGAGGUCAUCCUUAAAGUGUUCAAAGUGGACGUGACAGACGAUUCAGAAUCUGUGCACCCUCUUUCCUUCUGCCAUCGUUGCUGGAAGAAUGCCAUCCGAGGUGGAGGCGUCUGCAGCUUCACCAGAACAAAAGUCCCCGAGUGGAAACCCCACUCCUCCCCCUGUUACCUCUGCUCGCCCCGGAAACCUUUAUUCCAGAGGACUCGGCGGAAGAGGAGGAAAGCUGUUCCUCGAGCCCAGAGCCUUGCGAAGAAGACUAGAUGUGAAUACGGUGAGAGCAUAGUUGUUGGUGAGAAGAGAACUCUGAGGCCAUUCGGAGAGAGUCAUAGCGUCUGGAGGAAACCCAGCGUCCAGAGGGAGCAGUGGGUGAGGAACAUCACACACUGCCAGAAUGACCACCUGAGCAGCAAGUUGAUCUCUGAGAAGCUCCCUGUGGACUUCAUUGUUUCUUUCAACUGCCUGGUGUGCGACCACCUGCUCUCUGACCCGGUCCAGUCCCCAUGUGGGCACCUCUUCUGCCGCAGCUGUAUUAUAAAGCUGACCCACGUUCUGGGGCGCCACUGCCCUGCCUGCAACCUGCCCUGUGCCCCUGAUGAUCUCACCCCACCUGCCAAAACCUUUUUAUCAGCCCUGCAUUCCCUGCCUUUGCUCUGCCCCAAGGACGGCUGUGGCGAGCAGGUAAGGCUAGACUCAUUUAAAGCUCACUGUCGGAGCCAUGAGCUGGGGGAAGAUGCAAAGCAGCGUUCUUCAGAAGUGGACAACUCCCUGACAGGCAGCAAAGGGGGAAGACCCCGGCAGCACUUGCUCUCACUAACCCGCCGAGCCCAGAAGCAUCGGCUAAAGGAGCUGAAGACCCAGGUGAAGGUGUUUGCUGACAAAGAGGAAGGCGGGGACCUGAAAUCGGUGUGUCUGACGCUCUUCCUGCUCGCACUGAGAUCUGCGAGUGAGCAUCGGCAGGCAGACGAGCUGGAGGCCCUGAUGCAAGGCAGAGGCUUCGGGUUGAAUCCUGCUGUGUGUUUGGCCAUUCGGGUCAACACUUUCCUGAGCUGCAGCCAGUAUCACAAGAUGUACCGGACUGUCAAAGCCACAAGCGGCCGCCAGAUCUUUCAGCCGCUGCACAGCCUCCGAACCGCUGAGAAGGAGCUUCUCCCCGGCUUUCACCAGUUUGAGUGGCAGCCAGCUCUCAAGAAUGUGUCGCCAUCGUGCAACGUUUCCAUUAUUAACGGGCUCUCUGGAUGGGCUUCCUCGGUGGAUGACUCCCCGGCUGACACAAUCACUCGGCGCUUUCGUUAUGAUGUGGCACUGGUGUCUGCGUUAAAGGAUCUGGAGGAGGACAUCAUGGACGGGCUGAGAGAGAGUGGGAUGGAAGACAGCGCUUGCACCUCAGGCUUUAAUGUCAUGAUCAAGGAAUGUUGUGAUGGCAUGGGUGAUGUCAGCGAGAAACAUGGCGGAGGACCUGUUGUUCCUGAGAAGGCGGUGCGCUUCUCUUUCACCAUUAUGUCUGUCUCCAUCCUUGCAGACGGUAAGAAGGAGGAGGUUACCAUUUUCACUGAGCCAAAACCAAACUCAGAGAUGUCCUGCAAGCCCCUCUGCCUGAUGUUCGUGGAUGAAUCAGACCAUGAGACACUUACAGCUCUCCUGGGGCCCAUAGUUGCAGAGCGGAAUGCAAUGAAAGAGAGUAGACUCAUCCUGUCCAUCGGUGGUCUGUCUCGCUCUUUUCGCUUCCACUUCAGGGGCACGGGCUAUGAUGAGAAGAUGGUGCGUGAGAUGGAGGGUCUGGAGGCCUCGGGGUCCACAUACGUCUGCACUCUGUGUGACUCCACCCGUGCAGAAGCCUCGAAAAACAUGGUGCUUCACUCGGUCACUCGCAGUCACGAGGAGAACCUAGAACGAUACGAAAUCUGGAGAAGCAACCCCUUCUCCGAGUCUGCAGACGAGCUGCGAGACAGAGUCAAAGGGGUCUCCUCUAAGCCCUUCUUGGAGACCCAGCCCACGCUCGACGCAUUGCACUGCGACAUCGGCAACGCCAGUGAAUUCUUUAAAAUCUUCCAGGACGAGAUCGGGGAAAUGCACAAAAAGGCCAACCCCAGCCGGGAGCAGCGGCGCAGCUGGAGGGCAGCGCUGGACAAACAGCUAAGGAAGAAGAUGAAGCUUAAACCAGUUAUGAGGAUGAAUGGGAACUACGCCCGCCGGCUAAUGACCAUGGAGGCCGUGGAGGCGGUGUGUGAGCUGGUGCCCUCUGAGGAGAGGAAGGAGGCCCUGAGGGAGCUCAUGAGGCUCUACCUGCAGAUGAAGCCUGUGUGGCGUGCCACCAAUCCAGCCAAAGAAUGCCCCGACCAGCUGUGUCGCUACAGCUUUAACUCCCAGCGCUUUGCUGACAUCCUCUCUACCUCCUUCAAAUAUAGAUACAGUGGAAAGAUAACCAAUUACCUGCACAAGACCCUGGCCCACGUGCCUGAAAUCAUAGAGAGGGAUGGAUCCAUAGGAGCCUGGGCCAGCGAGGGGAACGAAUCCGCAAACAAACUGUUCAGGCGUUUCCGGAAGAUGAAUGCUCGUCAGUCGAAGGCCUUUGAGCUUGAAGACGUGUUGAAACAUCACUGGCUCUACACCUCUAAGUACUUGCAGAAGUUUAUGGAGGCUCACAAGGACUCUGCCAAAGCUCUGCAAGCUACCAUUGACCUCGAUGAUGAAGAUAUGUCUCAAGACACUGAUUUUUGAUUUUUUUCCUUGAGCACAAUUGAUUGAUGGACAUUUAAUUGAUUUCAAAAGAGGUGUUUAAUCUGACAGUUGCCUCUGUGUUUGUAUAUUGUUACUUUAUGUGGUUAUUGAUUGAUUAUAAUAGAAGAAUAUAAUAAUGUUUCAUGAAGUUUUGGGAUAGAUUCUGACCAUACAUCUAAGUUGUUUUAUUGUUUGUUGAAUCAUGUAUAGUUGGAUAUUACAAAAAAAUCUCUCCAAUAGCCAAUAUUUUGCACCUGAGCAGACAAAUUGUCGAAAUUUAAUAGAAGAUUGUGUUUUUGCUCACUUUUUAGUGGUUCUGUUACUUGUUUGAAACAUUUACUUGUCUUUGAAUCUCUGUGCUAACUGUCGCCUGUCAGUUUUAAGAGAGGACAGUGGAGGAACACCUAAUGUGAAAGUAACACACAGGUUUCUUUUUUCUUUGGCCUUUUUCCUUGUUCCUUUUUUUAUCUUCACCGUCUGUGAAAUAUGGCGCAUUUUAUUGCAUUGCAAGGAUAUGACACAUUUAUGAAUUUAUAUAGUGAAGAUAUUUAUGGAAACAGAGGAAAGCGCUGUAAGUCAUGGAGGAAAAUUGUGUUAAAAAGACCACAUUUGUGGCCACUGUAUUAAUAUAUCAUUUUAGCUGGAGCACAAUGCAAUCACGGAGACCCAAAUGUUCUUUGUUUCAUGAGUGCCCUCUGAAAAAGAUUACUUUAGUGCUUUAUCGUGGGAUCCCUGAGGGGCAGAAUAGAUGCCAGGUCACUUUGAACCAAUUUUUAUCUCUUAGUUUUUGCACAGUGGAGGAUAGAUGAUGCUUAUUUGAAUUCUUCUCAUAAAAUAAAGCAUAUACUGACCUUUUUUUGUUGAUAUCAUAAAAAUACAGUAUGGUCCAUUACAGAGCCUAAUACCCAAUAGACUCUCUAGCAGACAGGGACUUUUCUUGAAUUCUGUAUAUGACCUGGCUCCUUUUCUCGCUUUUUAUUUCUUCGCUGCCACCACUGACAGAGGAGAGGGAUGGGCGGCAGCCAGAAAGACCUGAUGUAAACUGAUUUGUUUGCAACUUUAUAUGUUUGAUUGAUUGAUUAUAUUGUCUUUUUCUACCCUCAACCAUUUUCGAUUGUGACAGGCAAUUUUGUUUUCUUAUUUGAUUGAAUGUUUGAUUUUAUUCCACUGACAUAAGUUUAACCACAUGACAUUUAUGAAAUAUACACAUUUCAUUGGGUAGUUGUCACAGUUCUACAAUAACAGCACGUUUUAGAGUGCAUUAUACUGCAACUUGUCUCAUAUUUGUUUUUUUUGCCAUAAUGAAUUGCAUUCCCAAAGUAAUGGAUGAUGGAUGAUUCACAAAAUUCCAUUUGUUCACAUUUCACACUGUAUUUCCUCAUUUUGUGCCUCCACACACACACUAAAUAAAAAACUGUUUACUGGGGUGACAGAAGACUUUCAUUAGAGAUUUAUUUUACAUACAAGUACAAUAUCACACUAAAAUUCUGCUACUUUUUCAUGUUUUAUUUGUUUUUAAAUGCUGUACUGUAUGUAGCUGUUUCUGCUGUGAACCAGACAACUUCCCAACCUUUUGACAAGUUGUUUUUCUAGAGGUUUACACUUUUUUGUGUCUGUUUCCAACAAUGAAUAAAUAAAGUCAAAAUCUGA
This is a messenger RNA of Acanthochromis polyacanthus (spiny chromis), 4851 nucleotides long. RefSeq names its product recombination activating 1 (gene rag1). Gene Ontology annotation, molecular function: metal ion binding; ubiquitin protein ligase activity; double-stranded DNA endonuclease activity. The coding region runs from base 19 to 3201 and encodes 1060 amino acids. The transcript is spliced from 3 exons. The record is from RefSeq and is a predicted model, not a curated record. NCBI's taxonomy places the organism in Eukaryota, Metazoa, Chordata, Actinopteri, Pomacentridae. Gene Ontology annotation, biological process: adaptive immune response; V(D)J recombination; pre-B cell allelic exclusion. Gene Ontology annotation, cellular component: endodeoxyribonuclease complex; DNA recombinase complex; nucleus.